AUGGCGGUUCAAUCAUCAAGGAGAAUACUGAGUGGUGAUAUAGAAGAAAAUGGUGAUGAACGAAUUCAAAAGGCUAAUGGCAUUUAUUCAAGUGCAAGUUUAGCAUCAGUGGACUGGGCUGCCAAUAACGUCUCUAAAGCUAUGGUGCCUCUUUUCGAAGGGCUAAAGAGUUUUAGUAAAACCAUGAAAAUUUAUUAUGGAGUUCUGUCAAUAGGCUUGAGUUCGAAUAAGAAAAUUCUUGACAGCCAGCGCCAGAAAUCAGUCCAGCAACUCUGGAAUAAGAUGCUUCUUGUUCUGUGUGUCAUUACGCUCUCACUGGAUCCUUUGUUUUGCUAUAUUCUUGUGGUUAAUGAUGAAAAGAAGUGUCUUCGAUUGGACAGAAAAUUAAGAGCUAUAGCUACAGUUCUGCGAUCUGUUGUGGAUUUCUUCUAUCUGUUUUACAUCAUUUAUCAAUUUCGUGCUAGUUAUGUCACUCUUUUUUCUAAAUCAUCGAGAGGAGGUAAUCUGGCUCCGGAUACUCAGGCAAGAGCAAGGAGGUAUUUGUUGUACUUCAUAUUCGACAUCCUUGUAAUUCUUCCACUUCCACAGGGGAUAGUUUAUGGUAUCAUUCCAAGAUUGAAUAACUCGAGGGUUUUCCAUGCAACACAGUCCUUGUACUUCAUAGUUAUCUUUCAAUACGUGCUAAGGGUUCUUCGAAUCUGCUCAUUGUUAAAAGAAGCUGCAAGGUCUUCUGGCAUCCUCUCAGAAACUGCAUGGGCUAAAGCUGCCUUUAAUCUUUUUCUUUAUAUGCUAGCCAGUCAUGUUGUUGGAGCCAUCUGGUACUUCUUUUCGAUAGAAAGGAAAACAUCCUGCUGGCGAAAAUCUUGUAAAAUGCAUGCUAUUGCUCAUUGUUCGUUAUAUUGUGACGAUAGUUUUGGAGCUAGCACUUUUCUGAAUGACUCUUGUUCUCCAAAGACGCCAAAUUCCACAUUUUUUGAUUUUGGAAUAUACUUUGGUGCUCUUGAAUAUGGUGUCAUUGAAUCAACAGAUUUCUUGGCAAAGAUCUCUUACUGCUUUUGGUGGGGACUGCAGAACCUGAGUUCCCUGGGUCAAAGCCUCAAAACAAGUACCUAUCUGUGGGAAGUCUACUUCUCAGUUUUUGUUUCACUCACUGGAUUGAUACUGUUUGCAUUUCUGAUUGGAAAUAUGCAGACAUAUUUGCAAUCAAAGACAGCAAGGCUAGAGGAAAUGAGAUUGAAGGGGCAAGAGAUAGAGUUGUGGAUGGCCUUCCAUUCCCUUCCUCGGAAUCUCAAGAAGAAAAUGAGGCAAUACCAGAAAUACAAAUGGCAAGAAACUAAAGGUGUUGAUGUGGAGAGUUUUCUUCGCAAUCUUCCCCGGGACACCAGAACGCAAAUAAAGCAGCAUCUGUGUUCCGAUUCACUCAGUAAAGUUCCAAUGCUUCAAAACAUGGAUAAACGUUUGCUUGAGGCAAUAUAUGAUCAUCUCAAGCCAGUGCUUUAUAUAGAGCACAGCUUCAUACUACGGAAAGGUGACCCUCUUGAUGAGAUGCUGUUCAUCACUCGCGGCAAGGUAUUGACUUACACCACCGCAGGCAGAGAAGGUGCUGAUUGUCUUGAAAAGGGUGACUUCUAUGGCCAAGAACUUCUUGACUGGGUGCUCAAGACUCCCAAUCCUAGCCUAUCCAACCUUCCAUUCUCAACUAAAACAGUCCAAGCGCACACAAAAGUUGAAGUGUUUGCUCUUAGGGCCAAUGACUUGAAGAAUGUAGUCUCCAAGUUCUGGUGGCUUUCACCAGCUCUGAAUAUGGAACAACCGAGAGAACCGAAAAGCAGUAGUGAAACAGAAAACAAGGUUAAAGUUGGGCAACAUUCAUUCAAUAACUACCUAAAAGUCCAAGCGGAGGAGUUAGAAGCUCAAGGUAUCCAAGUCAAGAGAGAUAAGGAGACUGCAGCAAUAACGGAACUGGGCUUUGGCAAGUUGCUGCAAUUGUCAUGCACCCGAGUUCGUCGUGAUCUAUGUGGUUUUCUGAUUGGUAAGUUGGACACAGAGAAUUGUCAGAUUGAGUUGCAUGGUAAGGCUAUGGAAGUCAAUUCUUCAGACUUCAAUUUGAUUAUGAGUGUGCCCGAAGGAAGAUCUGAUGUAGACUUGAACGGCUCAAUUAAUGAUCCUGACAUGAAACCUCUAGUUGAUUAUUAUGGAGGAACUUCUGGAAAUAUUCAGAUUUCAUACCUCAUUAAGAAGCUAGAUGGAACUAACCCAGUAGACGAUCAUUUCAGAGUUAACUUUAUGUUGUUGGCUCUAGGUUCCAAUGCUUCAAACAUGGAUAAACGUUUGCUUGAGGCAAUAUGUGAUCAUCUCAAGCCAGUGCUUUAUAUAGAGCACAGCUUCAUACUACGGAAAGGUGACCCUCUUGAUGAGAUGUUGUUCAUCACUCGCGGCAAGGUAUUGACUUACACCACCGCAGGCAGAGAAGGUGCUGAUUGUCUUGAAAAAGGUGACUUCUAUGGCCAAGAACUUCUUGACUGGGUGCUCAAGACUCCCAAUCCUAGCCUAUCCAACCUUCCAUUCUCAACUAAAAACAGUCCAAGCGCACACAAAAAGUUGAAGUGUUUGCUCUUAGGGCCAAUGACUUGA
Molecule: messenger RNA, 2634 nt
Organism: Fragaria vesca subsp. vesca
Lineage: Eukaryota; Viridiplantae; Streptophyta; Magnoliopsida; Rosales; Rosaceae
Product: cyclic nucleotide-gated ion channel 1-like
Exons: 11
Coding region: 1-2634 (877 amino acids)
Biological process (GO): monoatomic ion transport; transmembrane transport
Cellular component (GO): membrane
Molecular function (GO): monoatomic ion channel activity
Source: RefSeq, a predicted model, not a curated record